AAAUCAGCCACCGACGUAUUUAUCCUAUCAAAUCUUCACUGGACUUCGGUGUUAUCAAAUUUUUGAUGGUGCUGUUGAUAAAACGCAGCAGUUAUUAUCAAAUAAAACGAAAAUGGAAGUCAUCUUCACCAUCAACGGAAAAACCUUCCAGGUUAAUUCCAAAACGGUCCCGAUCGAUACAUCGCUGAAUAACUUCAUCCGAAACCAUGCCCACUUGAGCGGUACCAAGUUCAUGUGCCUGGAGGGCGGCUGCGGAGCUUGCAUUGUCAACGUCAACGGGAUCCAUCCGGUGACCAAGGAAAAGUCCUCGUGGGCUGUCAAUUCGUGCCUUUUCCCGGUGUACUCUUGCCAUGGACUGGAUAUCGUAACGGUUGAAGGCCUUAAGGAUGAGCAGGGUGGCUACCACCCUGCCCAGAAGCUGUUGGCCCACUUCAACGGAACUCAGUGCGGUUACUGUUCCCCGGGUAUGGUCAUGAACAUGUACAGUUUGCUGGAGUCCAAGAAAGGUCAAGUUACGAUGGCUGAGGUCGAGAAUGCCUUCGGUGGAAACAUUUGCCGUUGUACAGGCUAUCGUCCGAUUUUGGAUGCGUUCAAGUCUUUGGCGACCGAUGCUGAACCUAGGCUGAAGGAGGCUUGUCAAGAUAUCGAGGAUUUGACCAAGAUUUGCCCCAAAACUGGAAGUGCUUGUGCUGGAAAGUGCUCAGCAGCCGGAAAGAUCAACGAUAAGAAGGGAGUACACUUGAGCUUCGACGAAGAUAAGGAGUGGCACAAGGUGUACAACGUCACCGAUAUUUUCGCCAUUUUUGAAAAGAUUGGGAAUAAGCCUUACAUGUUGGUCGCUGGCAACACUGCUCAUGGUGUCUACCGACGAUCCAACGAUCUGCGGGUCUUCAUCGAUGUCAGCUCGAUCGAGGAACUCCGAUCCCACUCACUUGGAAGCAAUUUGACGGUUGGCGCUAAUGUCUCGCUAACUGAACUGAUGACAAUUUUGACGGAGACGUCCAACAAAAAUUCCAACUACGGUUACCUCAAGGAACUUGUGAAGCACAUUGACCUGAUUGCCAACGUUCCGGUUCGUAACACCGGAACAAUUGCCGGAAAUUUGAGCAUCAAGAAUCAACACAACGAGUUCCCGUCGGAUCUGUUCUUGAUUCUGGAGGCAGCCGGAGCGAAGCUCACCAUUGUCGAAACCGGAGGCAAGACAAGCAACGUCAGUCCGGUUGAAUUCGUCACCAAGGACAUGAAAAAGAAGCUGAUCUUGAAUGUGAUCAUUCCUCCAUUGAACCCUGAGGUGUACGUGUAUCGGUCCUUCAAAAUCAUGCCUAGAGCCCAGAACGCCCACGCCUACGUUAACGGAGCCUUCCUGAUCAAAUUCAAUUCCGACAAGUCAGUCGUCGAAUCAAUUUCCGUCUGCUUUGGAGGCAUAAACGCCAAGUUCACCCACGCCAUCGAAACGGAAAAAUACCUCGCUGGGAAAAAUAUCUUCGACAAUGCUACCAUCCAAGCGGCCCUCAAAACGCUCAGCAAUGAGCUGCAUCCGGAUUGGGUGCUUCCGGACGCUUCCCCCGAAUAUCGUAAGAACCUGGCUAUUUCACUGUUCUACAAGUUCAUCCUGAACAUCGCUCCGGAACACAAAGCUGCGAUCAAGUCCGAGUUCAAAUCCGGAGGUCAAAUCCUGGACCGCCCGGUAUCGACUGCUUCGCAACGAUUCGACUCACGUCCCGAAAAUUGGCCCCUGAACAAGAGCGUUCCUAAGAUUGAAGGUUUGGCUCAGGCUGCGGGAGAGGCGAAAUACACCAACGAUCUUCCAGCUUUACCCGAUGAACUGCAUGCGGCCUUCGUUCUGGGAGACAAGGCUUUACAGACGAUCGAGAGUAUCGAUGCAUCGGAAGCUUUGAAUGUUCCCGGAGUAGUUGCUUUCUUCUCCGCUAAGGACAUUCCUGGAGUGAACAACUUUAUGUACUUCCCGGAAUUUAUGGGCAGCAAUAUUGAGGAAGUUUUUGCCAGCAAAACUGUUGAAUAUCAUGGUCAACCGGUUGGUCUCAUCGUAGCCAACAGUUUUGUGCUAGCCAAUCGAGCUGCUAAGCUAGUGAAGGUAAACUACGGCAAGCCAGCCAAUGGCAAAAUCUACGCCACGGCUCAGAAAGUUAUGGCCGAUAAAAUUGCGGAGCGAAUUCAAGAUUUCCCGUACAGUACCCUUGGAGAGAAGUAUGAGGCGGCCACUGGAGGAGAUUUGAAAGUUAAGGGACACUUUGAAAUCGGGGGUCAAUACCAUUACUACAUGGAAACGCAAACCUGCGUCUGCAUUCCAAUUGAAGAUGGUAUGGAUGUGUAUUCUGCUACACAGUGGGUUGAUUUGACUCAAAUGGCCAUCGCUCGUAUGUUGAAGGUUCCUCAGAACAGCCUCAAUCUUUACGUUCGCAGAUUGGGAGGAGGUUACGGAGGCAAAGGAACUCGAGCAACCUUGGUUGCAUGCGCUUGCGCCUUGGCUGCUCAAGCUCUCAAACGUCCAGUACGCUUCGUUAUGACUCUCGAAGACAAUAUGGCUGCCAUUGGCAAACGUUAUCCAGUUAUAUCCGACUACGAAGUUGACGUUGACAAAAACGGAAAAAUUGUCAAGCUUUACAACGAAUACGUCCAUGACUUCGGGUCUUCCUUCAACGAAGCCAUGGGCCAUGCCGGAGAGUUCUUCACCAACUGCUACGACAAGAGCAUUUUCAAGACCGUUGCUAAGGGUAUCAAAACAGAUGUCGCUAGUAACACUUGGUGCCGUGCUCCGGGAACAACUGAGGGUAUCGCUAUGAUCGAAACCAUUAUGGAACACGUAGCGUUUGCUACAGGAAAAGAUCCGCUUGACGUACGCAUGGCCAAUAUGCCCGAAGACUUUAAGAUGCUGGAACUAAUGCCACAGUUCAGAAAGGACGUCGAAUAUGACUCCAGGAAGAAGGAGAUCGAUCGAUUCAACAGCGAACAUCGUUGGCGCAAACGUGGUAUUGCGAUCGUUCCCAUGAGAUAUCCGCUGGGAUACUUCGGGUCACUGAGUGCCAUCGUCAGUGUCUUCCACGAUGACGGAACCGUAGCCAUAUCACACGGUGGUAUUGAAAUGGGACAAGGCAUGAACACAAAGGUCGCUCAGGUCGCAGCCCACAUGUUGGGCAUUUCGAUGGAUAAGAUAAAAAUCAAACCGACAAAUAAUUUGACUUCUCCGAAUGCUAUCUGUACUGGUGGUAGCAUGACCAGUGAGAGUGUUUGCUAUGCAGUGAAACGGGCCUGCGAAAUGCUCCUGGAGCGAAUCCAGCCAACUCGCGAGGAAAAUAAGGACGAUACCUGGGAAGCACUGGUCGCCAAGUGUCACAUGAAGAGUGUUGACCUGUGUGCCACCUACAUGUACAAGGCAUCGGACCUGGUUCCGUACAUUAUUUGGGGUCUAAGUUGCUCGGAAAUCGAGGUAGAUGUUCUCACCGGAAAUGUUCAACUUCUUCGGGUAGACAUUCUAGAAGAUGUGGGUGAGAGUUUGAGUCCCGGAAUUGAUCUGGGACAGAUCGAGGGAGCCUUUGUCAUGGGAAUCGGUUACUAUCUGACCGAAGCCUUAGUCUACGAUCCGGAAACAGGAGCCCUGCUUACCAACCGCACCUGGACCUACAAACCACCGGGUGCCAAGGAUAUUCCGAUAGAUUUCCGAGUGCGAUUCCUAAACAACAGCCCUAACCCGGCGGGUGUGCUACGUUCCAAGGCUACCGGUGAGCCGGCUAUGAAUUUGACCAUUUCGAUCAUUUUUGCUCUAAGAUAUGCGCUGUUGUCUGCUCGGAAGGAUGCCGGACUGCCUCAUGAAUGGAUUUCGGUUGGAGCUCCGUCCACUCCGGAUCAAAUCUAUCUUAUGGCAGGAAACUCCGUUGAACAGUUUAAGUUGAACUAAUUGUGCGUGGCAAUGUUUUCCAGCGUUGAUAUAUAUCGUUUAUUCAUAGCAUUAUUGCACAAAGCAUUUCUGUAUCUCUAGAAUAGGCCUGGCUGUAUUAAUUGUUUUAUGUGGGUUAUGGUUUAGAUGUUAUAAUUGUCAAUAUGCACAAAUAAACCUACAAUAAUGAA
Uranotaenia lowii is the source of this 4086-nucleotide messenger RNA. RefSeq names its product xanthine dehydrogenase/oxidase-like. Bases 113 to 3916 code for a protein of 1267 amino acids. The transcript has 8 exons. The record is from RefSeq and is a predicted model, not a curated record. Gene Ontology annotation, molecular function: iron ion binding; 2 iron, 2 sulfur cluster binding; oxidoreductase activity. NCBI's taxonomy places the organism in Eukaryota, Metazoa, Arthropoda, Insecta, Diptera, Culicidae.